CUAGUUUUAGUCCACAACAUAUUUGUUGUUUGCUGCACACUGUGUUCCAAAUUAUUUGGCAUGCCAGAUGCUGGUUGGGAACUGAUUUAUAUGCACGUAUUGCACUGACAGAACAAACUUCCCGAUGUAUUUGUCAGAUUUGGUCUUCACUUGCCAUUGUCCCUACCUGGGGUGCUGGAAAUCUGGCAACCCUGAGGUAAGCAAACAAAUGGAGCAAACAUUGCCAUAAGGAAUGAGAGAAAACAUGAUGGUUCCUCUUUUGAUGAAGAAAAUCUGCUUAGCCUGAUGUCUGAUUUGUUUAUAGCUGGUACAGACACCACAGCAGCAGCUCUGAGAUGGGCAUUACUGCUAAUGAUGAUUUACCCUAAUGUUCAAGAAAAAUGCUUUAAGGAAAUUGAAUCCAUUGUUAAUGGUAAGGAAUUUGCAUCUUACGAUGACAGAUUAAGACUGCCUUAUACACAAGCCGUUAUCCAUGAAAUCUUACGUUUCGCAAAUGUUGUUCCCCUCAGUCUUCCACAUGGUGUAACUAAAGAUGUAUUAUUUAGAGGAUAUACCAUUCCAAAGGGUACCAGGGUGAUGGUAAACCUGAACUCUGUCCUUCAGGAUGAGACUCAGUGGAAGUUCCCCCAUGAAUUUAACCCUGCCAACUUCCUCAAUGACAGUGGAGAGUUUGUUAAACAGGAAGCAUUUAUGCCAUUUUCAACAGGUCCAAGGAUUUGUUUAGGUGAUAAUUUAGCCCGGAUGGCGAUCUUCCUCUUUUUUACAUCUUUACUGAAUAAGUAUGAACUCUUCUGGCCUGAAAAAUCCACAGCACCAAACAUCACACCCAUGUUUGGGAUAGUACAUUCCCCAUAUCCCUUCAGAGUGGGAUUAAAAUACAGAAGGAGCAGUUAAGCCAUAAGGAAAUAGAAAUUAGAGUUGGGUCAUUUCAAACACAACUAUAUGUUUUUGCUAUUUUUUAAUUUAAGUCUUAACUUUUUGUAAUAUAAUUUGCUAUAGAUUAUAUUCUGCUUCCUAACAGAAACCAAAAAUGUCCAAGUUCUAACUCUACUGUUUUGUAGAAUUGAAAUGUGUGAGUUAUAUUUGAUGGUACAUUUUCAUUUCUGCUCAAAUCUGAAACUGUAUAAAGGUUUUAAGUAAAUGCAUCAAAAGAUAAGAUAAACUGGCAGAUAACUCCUUGUCAGUUCUUUUUUUUAACCAUUUUUACUGAUUUUCAUGAAAUAAAUACAAGAAAUACGAUAUAUAAAUAUACACAAUAUAUGUCCUAAAAACAUCAUAACAUGGAACAAUGACUAUUUACAAUGUCCAUAACAGAUGUAAUGUAAUUGUUGUGAUUAUAUUUUAUCUAGUAGUUUUUCAAGCUUCAACCAAGUGAAUUUCUUAUGUGUUAUCUUAGUAGUUCUUUCUGAAAUAAGUUGCACAAGCAAGGACCAAAGACGGUGCACCUGUAUUUUGGGGAAAUGUGUUGGUAUCGGUGCAUUGAACAGUAAUAAUGAGUCAGAUACUUCACACUUGUCUGACCACGAUGCUUUUAUGAAAUUUCUGAACUCUAUCAAGAAUGGGGUUACUAUUUUCCAUGUAAGAGCAUGUGUACCCAGUCUGCACCAAGUAUUUCCUCACAUCUCCAACAUUUAUUAAGAUUAUUUUUUGAUAUCAAGUUCAUCUUAUAUGGGGUGAUAAAGCUCCUAUGGAUGUAUUUCUAAGUGAAUAUUUUUUAAGAAGGGGAUGACAUUGUGCUACUAAUCGAUUUAAGUACUAAUUCUUUAUCACUAUCUGAAAAAAAUGGAUUUGUUUAUUCGGUCUGUGAAAUUCCAUAAGGAG
Messenger RNA from Protopterus annectens (West African lungfish), 1821 nucleotides. RefSeq names its product vitamin D 25-hydroxylase-like. Gene Ontology annotation, biological process: xenobiotic metabolic process. The transcript has 5 exons. Lineage: Eukaryota; Metazoa; Chordata; Ceratodontiformes; Protopteridae. The coding region runs from base 286 to 894 and encodes 202 amino acids. Gene Ontology annotation, cellular component: cytoplasm; intracellular membrane-bounded organelle. Gene Ontology annotation, molecular function: iron ion binding; oxidoreductase activity, acting on paired donors, with incorporation or reduction of molecular oxygen, reduced flavin or flavoprotein as one donor, and incorporation of one atom of oxygen; heme binding. The record is from RefSeq and is a predicted model, not a curated record.